CCUUCCCGCGCCACGUGACGUCAUUCCGUUUCCGGCGUCUCGCGCAGUUCCGCCAUGGCCUCCGAGGAAGCGAGCGGCAGCCCUCGUAGGUCUCGGCGGGAGCCGGAGGGGCGCGUCCCGCGACAGGACAAGUAUUCGGUGCUUUUGCCCACUUACAACGAGCGCGAGAACCUACCGCUCAUCGUGUGGCUGCUGGUGAAAAGCUUCUCCGAGAGUGGAAUCAGCUAUGAAAUUAUAAUCAUAGAUGAUGGAAGCCCAGAUGGAACAAGGGAUGUUGCUGAACAGUUGGAGAAGAUCUAUGGGUCAGACAAAAUUCUUCUAAGACCACGUGAGAAGAAGUUAGGACUGGGAACUGCAUAUAUUCAUGGAAUGAAACAUGCCACAGGAAACUACAUAAUAAUUAUGGAUGCUGACCUCUCACACCAUCCAAAAUUUAUUCCUGAAUUCAUUAGGAAGCAGAAGGAGGGUAAUUUUGACAUUGUCUCUGGAACUCGCUACAAAGGAAAUGGAGGUGUAUAUGGCUGGGAUUUGAAAAGAAAAAUAAUCAGAUUCUAUUGAGUUAAUCUCCGUUCUGCUUCUUAAAUGUGGAACCUUGGGCAAGUCAUUUAAGACCUGUAGGACCCUCAGCCUUCAGUGAAACGAAGGGGUUGGAUAAAGCAGAGAAAAAAUCCUACACUACUUUUUCCUGUUCGCUCCUUCUUUCUCGUGCACACACACACACUAUAUACACCGUUUGAAUGGAUCACCACAGGUGGGGCAAAACCAUCAGUAUUUUCCACAGGCUCUCCAGAUGAUUCUGUUGUACAACCAACAUUCAGAACAACAGAUGAGUGAUCUCUCUCUCAGACCCCUCUGAAUUUGGUCAUCGGAAUUCUUAUUUAAAAUAAGGGAAUCCCGAUCAGAUACAAUUUACAGCUCUUAGUUGGAUCAUUAAGUUAUAUUGAGUUGUGUUUGUCAUCACUUGUUAAUGUCUGCACUGACUUAGUAUAUAAACUCCUGAGAAAGAUUAUGUAAUCACUUGCCCAAGGUCUCAUUUGUGUGAUCCAGAAUUAGAAUUAGAAUCCAAGUCUGUCUCACCCUUGCUGCAUAUUUUAAAACAAACCCUCAUUUAAAAAUACAUUAUCUUGACGGGCACCCUGGUGGCUCAGUCAUUUAAGCGGCAAUGCCUGAUUUUGGCUCAGGUCAUGAUCUCAGUUCGGGAGUCCAAGCCUCAUGUCAGGCUCUGCGCUGACAGCUCAGAACCUGCUUAGGACUCUCUGUCUCCCUCUCUUUCUGCCCUCCCCUACUCGCGUGCUCACUCGUGCAUGUGCAUGCUCUCUCUCUCUCCCUCUCUCAAAAGUAAAUAAAUAAACAUUAAAAAAAAUACAUUAGCUUGAACAGAGCUGCAAAUACAUAUGUAUACAUACACACAUAAACAUAUAUGCAUGCUUUCCUUUGAUUAAACCCAUCUUGGGGAGGUAAACUGUGUCCUAGAAUUUUUUUGUUAUCUAUUAGAAGCAUCUUGAAAGGGAAAAUGUUUUUGAAAUUAGCCAUUAUCCCAGCUAUAUGACUAAUCAUGUUAUUUGUGUAAAAAUAAUCUUUCCGAGGGAGGGCCUUGGUAGUUAGUUACCUUGGCUUUGGAGAGAAACUGUUCUUUCCAGUUUGCCCCGGAAAACUUUUUUUUCUGAAUCGGAGUUUACUAAAAUAGCUGCAAUAAAAAAGUCACUUUUUCCAAGGGCAAGGAAAGUCUUUUUGAAAUACUAAUAAUAGCUAUUAGUAAUAGCUUGAAACUGUUACUUGGUUGUGUUGGAAGCACACAUCCUGUCAUUGUUGUAGACUGGAUGUCUUUGCUAAAAUUCAUGUGUUAAAGUACCUUACCCCCAAAGCAUUGGUAUUUGGAGGUGGGGCCUUUGGGAGGUAAUUUAAAUAUAGUGACCAUGGGGCACUCAUGGUAGGAUUAGUGCCCUUUCAAGAAGAGACCAGAGAGAUCGGCUUCUCUUGGCCUCCUCCCCUCAGCACAUAGCAUGAAGGCAGCCCUUUAAGCUAGGAAGAGGGUCCUCCUCAGGAACCAAGUCUGCUGCACCUUGAUCUUGGACUUCCCAGCCUUC
Messenger RNA from Neofelis nebulosa (Clouded leopard), 2087 nucleotides. RefSeq names its product dolichyl-phosphate mannosyltransferase subunit 1, catalytic (gene DPM1). The transcript is spliced from 7 exons. Lineage: Eukaryota; Metazoa; Chordata; Mammalia; Carnivora; Felidae. The record is from RefSeq and is a predicted model, not a curated record. Gene Ontology annotation, cellular component: endoplasmic reticulum membrane. Gene Ontology annotation, biological process: protein O-linked glycosylation via mannose; GPI anchor biosynthetic process. Gene Ontology annotation, molecular function: dolichyl-phosphate beta-D-mannosyltransferase activity. The coding region runs from base 55 to 558 and encodes 167 amino acids.